Aureobasidium pullulans EXF-150 is the source of this 1139-nucleotide messenger RNA. RefSeq names its product DUF383-domain-containing protein. The record is from RefSeq and is a predicted model, not a curated record. The transcript is spliced from 3 exons. The coding region runs from base 1 to 1095 and encodes 364 amino acids. NCBI's taxonomy places the organism in Eukaryota, Fungi, Ascomycota, Dothideomycetes, Dothideales, Saccotheciaceae.
AUGCCUACCGAACUUGAAGAACUCGUUGGAUUCCUCCACCAUGGAAACACCCAAAUCCGCCAAAUCGCCGUCGAGAAUCUGGUCGGCUUCUCAACAGCGCAACCGUCGCUCUUCAAAUACCAGAACCUCGAACCAUGCAAGGACAUGAAACUGCUGGUCCGCGACUACCCUCCCAUCGCAAAGAACGUCCUCACAAUCCUCGUAAACAUUUCCUCCGAUGAAGAAGUUCUCAAAUACCUCGCCGAAGACGAUCAAUUCCUCGAAGUCUUGUACUCGCGCAUCACAAACGCAAAGGAGGAGAAUGCAGACGAGAUGGCCAUGCUGCUGGCCAACCUUACAAAACACGAUCAUCUCAAGACUCUCUUGACAUUGAAGAGAGAUAUCCCCAAGCCACUUUCCACAUCACCGUUCGCCAUCGAUCAAUUGCUGGAUUUGUUCGUCAAGGGCCAAGAAGGCAGUUACAACGAAAAAGCAAACUUCGACUACCUCUGCUACGUCUUUGCCGACAUUUCGAAAUACGAGGAGGGAAGAAAACAUUUCCUGACUCCCCGCGAGGAGGAUGAGAACAUCAUUCCCUUGACGAAACUCAUCGUCUUUACCGAGCACAAAUCCACAAUCAGACGCAGGGGUGUCGCUUCGACGAUCAAGAAUGCCGCUUUCGACACGGAUGCACACGCCAAAAUGCUGUCCACGGAUGAAACAGAAGGUGGACUCAACAUCCUCCCCUACCUCCUUCUUCCCCUCAUGGGCCCCGAAGAAUACGACGAUAAAGAUAUGGAUACCAUGCCCGAAGAACUGCAACUGCUGCCUCCAGACAAGACCCGCGAGCCCGAAACAGAUAUCCAAAUCAUCCACCUGGAAACGCUACUCCUCCUCACAACAACAAGAGAAGGCAGAGAUUUCAUGAGGGAAAAGAAUGUCUAUGCUGUCAUGCGCGAAUUGCAUAUGCAUACCGAGAGCCCUGAUGUGCAAGAGGCUUGCGAUAGAGUCGUGCAGAUUAUCGCUAGAGAUGAGGAGGGUGAGGGUGAAGAGCCACCGCAACCCCCAAAGGUACAGGAGAUUGAUGAUGAAGAUGAGUUGGUCGAAGUCGCAUAGAUGGAUACUUAUAUAUACACGGAAUGGAACGACAUAUAUCGACC